Molecule: messenger RNA, 1849 nt
Organism: Nothoprocta perdicaria
Lineage: Eukaryota; Metazoa; Chordata; Aves; Tinamiformes; Tinamidae
Gene: N4BP3
Product: NEDD4 binding protein 3
Exons: 4
Coding region: 26-1819 (597 amino acids)
Cellular component (GO): cytoplasmic vesicle
Source: RefSeq, a predicted model, not a curated record
GUCCCGGGCUCUCCUCUGAUCCUCCAUGGCCACAGCGCAGGGCCCUGUGACCUGUGAGGCUGCCCCCCGCGUCCUCGGCACCUACCUCUGCUCCGAGCCCGUCGCCGGCAGCAUGGGCAGCGUGGGCAGCCUGGUGGAGAAGCAGGACCUGUCUCCCCUGGAGCUGCGGGCCCCGCUGGGCGGCUCGCGGGGGCUGCGGCAGCCCGACGGGCUGCUCCGCAAGGGCCCGGGCCAGCGGGAGCUCCUGGGCUACCUGCACGGGGCCAGGAAGGAGGCGCGCGCCGAGCGGAAGCACCAGGCGGCCGCCGCCUGCUACAAGCGGGACUACGAGAGCGACCGCGAGAACCGCUCGCCCGAGCGCGGCGCCCGCGACCACCCCCGCGGGGCCGACUUCUCCAAGAGCUCCCUGCCCGAGAGGGGCCGCUUCGACAAGUGCCGUAUCAGACCGUCAGCUUUCAAGGCGGUGGCAGGGAAGGGCCUGGUCUCCAUGCAGGGCCUGUCCUCGUCCAAGGGGCAGAAGCUGUCCAAGAGCAACGGGAGCCUGCACACGCUGCUGUCGCAGAGCAGCACGGCCGCGCCGCCGCCCGGCCCGCUCCGCUCCCACCUGCUCCACGCCAUCAGCCUGGACGAGGCCUCCGACUCCAGCCACAACUCCAUCCAGAGCUUCCCCUCCUACGGCUCCCGCCUCAAGCCGGCGCAGAGCCAGUUCAGCGCCUCCAUGGGCCACAUCAACCACAUCGGGGGCUCCCUGGACAGGGUGUCCCGGAGCCCCAGGGAGCCGCUGGCCCCCGAGAAGGCYCCUGUGUCCUGCAAGAGCAUGGCCACGCUGAGCCGGCUGCAGAGCCCCGGGGAGCCCCCGCCGCCCUACGAGUUCUCCUACUCCCUGGAGGACGCGGUGAAGCAGCUGGAGGACCGGCUGCAGGAGACGGGCGGAGAGCUGCGGCAGCUCAAGAGGAGCCUUAGCGAGACCGAAGACCCCUUCGCACAGGCRUUCGAGGACAAGCAGCGGCUGUGGCUGGACGAGCUGGAGGACCUGAAGCAGAUGUACGUGGCCAGGCUGCAGCAGGUCGCGCAGCAGGCGCAGCGCGGCCAGCGGGCGCUGCAGCUGCAGCUCUACAAGGCCCAGCAGGAGAAGAAGCGGCUGCAGGAGGAGCUGAGCAUGCAGCAGUGCCAGUGCGAGGAGGCCAAGCUGCGGCAGGCCCAGGGCGAGCGCGUCAGCCCCAAGCUGGAGGAGACCAAGUGGGAGGUGUGCCAGAAGGCAGCCGAGAUCGCCCUGCUCAAGCAGCAGCUCCGCGACACCCAGGAGGAGAUGGCGCAGAAGCUGGGUGAGAUCUUCAGCCUGAAAACGCAGCUGCGCGAGGCCAAGGCUGAGGUGCAGGCCCGGGACUCGCAGCUGGCCCAGCUGGCAGACUCCUUGCAGAGCGCCACGGGGCCYGGCGCCCCGCUGGCGCUGGGUGACGACCCCAUGCCCGCCUGCCAGGACUUCCCUGGCUGCGAAACCGACGACUCCAAGUGCCGGGGCCUCCACAGCGACAGCGCGGAGCCGCUGGAGAGGCAGGUGGAGUGGCUGUGGGCAGAGCUGCUGCGCGAGCGGCGCCAGGGCCAGCUGCAAGCGGUGAACUUUGAGCUGGAGAGGAAAACCUGGCAGGMGGAGAAGGAGAAGGUGCUGCGGUACCAGCGGGAGCUCCAGGCCAGCUACAUGGACAUGUACCACCGGAGCCAGGCACUGGAGCGGGAGCUGCGGCAGCUGCGGUCGGAGCCCAGGGACACGGGAGCCGACUCGCCCUGGAUCGAGCGGGUCGAGUCCUCCAAGAUCUGAGGGGCGAGAGGCCCACGGAACUGUGACGGG